UGGCUGCGUUUGACUUCUUGUCAUAGGCAUUUUUUUAUUAGAACUUUAUUCUAAUCAAACCAACAUACGGAAAGGAGGUUUCAAACUGUUCUAGCCAACUUAGCUACGUCUAAGUCUGCUCUUGUCGUGGGCAUCGAAAGUCUACGUCUACACACUCCUUUUCUCCUUAUGCACAUCCUAUUUUUUCAUUCCUUGAUUCUCCUUUGGUUUACUUAAUCUAAAGGUUAGAAAUAAAUAAGUGUGUAAAGAAGUAUGCGGAUAUAAGUUCCCAAGUCGGCGUGCUUGUUCAGUCUGGGUUUUUACCACACAAAUGUUGACUUGGAAAAGUUGGGGUUUAAUUCAAUUUUGUUGCUUCUGGAAGGCAAGGCAAGUUCUAUAUAUUUUGACUGCAGGAUGAUGCAGAAGACUCAUAGCUUACUGCAGGUGCCAUAGAAUUCAAUGGAGUCCCUUCGAUUACUUGUACUAUUCCUAACAACCCUCUUUCUCCUCCAAUCAAGUUUUGCAGUUGAUUUCUCCUUCACUGGUUUCAACUCAUCUGAUAUCUUGCUCUAUGGAAAUGCAACCACAGAUUCUGGUGUUCUUUCUCUCACAACCAACACCACAUUUUCCAUUGGCAGAGCUCUAUACAAUGCCAAGGUUCCCACAAGGUAUCCAGAUUCCAUAAACCUUUUGCCUUUCACCACCUCUUUCACCUUUUCCAUAGCCCCAUACAAGGACUCUCUCCCUGGCCACGGAUUCGUCCUUGUUUUCGUUCCCUCUCCAGGCAUCCAAUCCGCCUCUGCAUCCCAACAUCUCGGCUUCUUGAACAAUACCAAUAACGGUAACCCCAACAACCACGCUUUUGGAGUCGAAUUUGAUGUGUUCCAAGACAAAGAAUUCGGUGACAUCAACGAUAAUCACGUCGGCGUUAACGUCAAUUCUCUAACUUCUCUGGCUUCUUACGACGCUGGAUACUGGCUUGGUGAGGGCAGUAGCAUUACUGACUUUUCUUUCAAGGAAAUAAAGCUGAGUAGCGGAGACAACUAUCAAGCUUGGAUUGAGUACUGGAAUUACCAGCUCAGCAUAACAUUGGCUCCUGAAAAUGUGAAGAAGCCUGAGAGGCCUUUGAUUAGGGUUCCUCUUGAUCUCUCUCAAGUUUUUCUUGAUGAAAUGUAUGUUGGUUUCACUGCAUCAACUGGCCAACCAAUUGAAGAUCAUAAAAUUCUGAACUGGAGCUUCAAUAAUUGAAGCUAGUAUAAUAUUUAGAGUAUUUCGUCGAUGUACUCUCUGAACUUGUAGGUCGUUUUUAAUUUUCCACUUUGUUUUUUUUAGAAUAAAUGGGACUCAAACUAUUAAAAAAAAAAAAGCCAAUUACCUCCGUGCCGUCAUAUUUCCUAUAUAGUGCUACAUCCAAUGUAUUUAUCUUGAAUAUGUGAGUUGGAAGAUUUGUACCUUCAGAAACAAGUAAGGUUCAUGACAUGCCUCAUUAACCUGGCUUAAUGGAGGCAUGAAAAUAUUUGUUUCUUGUUUUGAUUUUGAUUAUGUAAAAGUUGAUGGUAUUGUAAAACGAUUAUAAUUCUCGGUCCUUAUU
Molecule: messenger RNA, 1570 nt
Organism: Malus domestica (apple)
Lineage: Eukaryota; Viridiplantae; Streptophyta; Magnoliopsida; Rosales; Rosaceae
Product: L-type lectin-domain containing receptor kinase VII.1
Molecular function (GO): carbohydrate binding
Source: RefSeq, a predicted model, not a curated record